Molecule: messenger RNA, 1096 nt
Organism: Silurus meridionalis
Lineage: Eukaryota; Metazoa; Chordata; Actinopteri; Siluriformes; Siluridae
Gene: timcc
Product: family with sequence similarity 136 member A
Exons: 3
Coding region: 504-920 (138 amino acids)
Cellular component (GO): cytoplasm
Source: RefSeq, a predicted model, not a curated record
GAGGUCGAUUCAAAUGGUGUGUACACUGUAAUUUAGGUUUAUAUCGUUUGAUCGUUAUUAUUUUUUACUUUGUUUAAAGCAUUUAAAGUCGUUUUUAAAACACAUUUCUAAUUAAAUACGUACCACAAGUCCGAUAUAGAUCAUGUACGAGCUGCUCCACGUUUGGAGGCGGAAAUGCACAAAAUAAACAGAAAACGAAGAAGAAGGAAAAGCGGAAAUAGCGCGGUCCUAAAUCCGGAAGCGGCAUGGUAUAACCCUGUCCCUCAUGUCUUCACUGUCGGAGAGGUGACCUUACAGAAGACUGAGCAAUAAUAAUAAUAAUUAAAAAAUACACGAUUGGUUUUAUUGAACAACGUUUGCACGUGACGCAGUGAAUGCAACACUGUGUUAUUAUUGAUGCUGGCAUUUUAACAUGCUAGCGUAGAUACGCUUCACUGUAGGGGUUAGUUUUAUUGGCAGAUCUUAGAUUUAUACAGUAAUUUAUCUAGUAGUAAUUAGGGAAUAUGGCGGAGGCUCAGCAAGCAAGAGUACAGCAGGCAGCGGAGGAGAUGGUGCAGACCCUGGAAAGGAAUCAUAUUCGGAAAAUGCAGGGCCGGAUGUUCCGGUGCAGUGCAGACUGCUGCGACCGCACGACCGACUCUAUGAGUCAGGUUCAUGAGUGUAUAGACCGCUGUCACACACCUCUGGCUAAAGCGCAGGGACUGGUCACUGGCGAGCUGGAAAAGUUUCAGGAUCGUCUCACACGAUGCACUAUGCACUGUAACGAUAAAGCCAAAGAUCUGUUUGACUCGGGGGCGAAGGAGCCUGCUGUGCGAGCUCUAAUGGAGAAGUGUGUGGGGGGCUGCAUAGACGAACACCUCAGCCUGCUUCCCAGUAUGACCCGCCGUCUAAAGGAGAACCUCGACUCUAUACCACAGUGAUGAAUAUGUGAAGGAUUAAUCCCAGAAAGCUUGAGCUUCAUGGUGGAUUUCUUCAUCAGCGUUAUUGUAUUGUGACAAAACUAGCGUGUUAUGAUCCGUUGUCCACCUCCACCGUUUUUUUUGUUUGUUUGUUUGUUUUUUUGUAAAGACAAUAAAACAAAACCUGUGAAAUGAAA